This is a messenger RNA of Heterostelium album PN500, 879 nucleotides long. RefSeq names its product bisphosphate nucleotidase (gene bpnt1). Gene Ontology annotation, biological process: phosphatidylinositol phosphate biosynthetic process. Lineage: Eukaryota; Evosea; Eumycetozoa; Acytosteliales; Acytosteliaceae. The transcript is spliced from 3 exons. The record is from RefSeq and is a predicted model, not a curated record. Bases 1 to 879 code for a protein of 292 amino acids.
AUGAGUAUAAAUUUGGUAGAGUUAGUAUCUGUUUGUUUAGAGCUUGCAGAGCAAUCAGGUGAUAUCAUUAGAAAUAUUUAUAGAUCUGGAUCAUUAGAUGUAAAAUAUAAAGGUGUAGAUGAUCCAGUUACUAUUGCAGAUAUCACAGUUCAGAAACAUAUAGUUGCAGGUCUGAGAUGUUAUUGGCCAGAGCUAAGAAUCAUUGGCGAGGAAGAGUUGCAAAUCGGUGAAACACCAACUGUUUUACCAUCACUCAAACGACUGGCGUCGUACGAUGCCAUCGAAGUUCCAUUGAGCGAGCUGAUAGUGUUUAUCGAUCCUCUCGACGCAACACGUGAAUUCACUCUUGGGAACGUUCAGUGUGUGAUGACACUGAUUGGAAUCAGUCGUCGCGGAUCACCGAUUGCCGGAGUGAUUCACCAGCCUUUCGUCGAUGUCGCUGGCGAUGCCUGUGAGAAUGCAGAGCAAUGGGUAGGCCGUUCGGUGUAUGGCAUCGUUGGCAUUCCAGUGGUGGGUGUGCGUGACCGUCGUCAACCGGAGGAUCGCGACAAGAUCAUCUUGGCAACGACAGCAUCGCACUACAACGAGCAAGUCGAUAGAGCAGUCCAACUAAUCAAACCAGACAAAGUUAUUCGUGCCGGUGGUGCAGGAUUCAAAGCACUGAUGGUCAUUGAGCGACUUGCCGACGUCUAUGUAUUCCCGACUGUCGGUAUGAAGUAUUGGGAUAUCUGUGCGCCACACGCCAUUCUCUCUGCGUGUGGAGGUCACCUAACAAAUCCAGCCGGUAACAAUAUCGAUUACUCUGAUCAAAAGAUUGAAAACAAAGAUGGUGUAAAAAUAAAAGAUAUCAAUGACGCAAAGACAAUGAAGAGAAGAUGA